Messenger RNA from Cylicostephanus goldi, 404 nucleotides. NCBI's taxonomy places the organism in Eukaryota, Metazoa, Nematoda, Chromadorea, Rhabditida, Strongylidae. The record is from the annotation of a GenBank genome assembly.
AUGGAGCAGUUCAACAUGCACGAUUUGGAUGAAAAACGUUAUCGUCGACGGAAACAACGACCUACGGCUUCGGAAAGUCCGGCUCGUGACUAUCGAGGAGGAAUACCAGUAAGGGCGCAUCACGACGAUACAUCCACUGAGAUGAAGGUGUACUCAGUGUCUUCAUUUCAUGAUAUCUCGCAUGAGAAAAGAAGGCGAAGACCAGAAGAGGGAACGUCCAACGUACCAAAUGUGGUAAUUUCGAGAACCAGAGAUGACGAAGUAAAAGCCGGCAGCGAUGUAGAAAGAACAGAAGAGACUAGUGCUCAGGUAAGGGUUAAUGCUGUCUGUUGUAUAGGAAUUCAAAAAUCUUCCACUUUACUAACAUUUCAUAAAAUAGCAUUAUGCUUGAGUAUUGAAUGAUG